ACUCUAAACACAUUUGAUUGGAUACAUGCUGUCAGUAGUACCACUCCACUACUCUAAACACAUUUGAUUGGAUACCAGCUGUCAGUAGUACCACUCCACUACUCUAAACACAUUUGAUUGGAUACAUGCUGUCAGUAGUACCACUCCACUACUCUAAACACAUUUGAUUGGAUACCAGCUGUCAGUAGUACCACUCCACUACUCUAAACACAUUUGAUUGGAUACAUGCUGUCAGUAGUACCACUCCACUACUCUAACGUAUUUUAUUGGAUACCAGCUGUCAAUAGUACCACUCCAAUACUCUAAACACAUUUGAUUGGAUACCAGCUGUCAGUAGUACCACUCCACUACUCUAAACACAUUUUAUUGGAUACCAGCUGUCAGUAGUACCACUCCAAUACUCUAAACACAUUUGAUUGGAUACCAGCUGUCAAUAGUACCACUCCACUACUCUAAACACAUUUGAUUGGAUACCAGCUGUCAGUAGUACCACUCCACUACUCUAAACACAUUUUAUUGGAUACCAGCUGUCAGUAGUACCACUCCAAUACUCUAAACACAUUUGAUUGGAUACCAGCUGUCAAUAGUACCACUCCACUACUCUAACGCAACAAUGACGUCCUAUUUUAAUGUUAUCUACCUGACACUAUGCCACUUGUACUUUGUAGAAGGCGCUACCCAAACAUGCGCCAUCAAACAAAACUCAAGCAUAAAGAACAAAACGACCACCUCCUGGAUGUUCCAAGAGAGCCUGGUGUCCAGCAAACUGGACUGUGCUGCCCAGUGUUUGACCAAUCCUAGUUGUAUUACAUACAUGAUCAACAGAAACACCAAAGUGUGUAGACUGUUUUCUACUAGGAUAACUCAGUACAACACAUUGACCAGUGAAGCUGGAUAUUUGUCUUAUGACACCUGUAGAGCAACCGACGCCUUCGGCUCGCCUUGUUCCAGUAACAGCAACUGUAAACUGGCCAACACAAUCUGUGUGGACAACAUGUGUCAGUGUGAUGCUGGCUGGAGUUAUUCCCAAAACACUCUUCAGUGUGUUAGAUCGUGUGUGCACUACGGGACAAUGUUCACAAAGAUCAAACAAUCCUACAUCUCGGGCAACGACCUGAUCACACUGACUGCUCCUCAAUAUAUCACCGCCAGUGGGUGUGGUCAGGCCUGCGUGGCCGUUACCUCCUUUACUUGCCUGUCUUUCGAGCUGGACACCACCUUUGGCCGCUGCUACCUGCAGUCGGUCACUCCGUUCCUUGUCAGCCUGCUGGACUUCUUACAAUUAUUGGGCACAACGGUGGACUAUUACCAACGAAACUGUGCCUACGUUUAGCCUCGACCUUCAAGACAACAAAAUUGAAAAUACGUCUUUGUUUGUGAGAUUUAGUUUGUUACCAAUGGAUGAUUGUGUAUGUCUGUGAGUCUCAUUUCAUUUCUGUAACAUUUGAGUACGGGUAGAGGAGCGUUUCAUUCUCUCUCAGUCUCUCUGUAUAGAUUUGUAUUUCUUCAUCUGUCCCAUAGUCUCUUUUGACCUAUGUGUUUUAUAGAUUAAUAUCAUCCAUAUCUACAUCACUGGUUAGUGGCAUGUCCUCAGUCAAGUCAAGCAAUGACUCUGCAUCUCUCUAUCAACAUCAUUGGUUAGUGGCAUGUCCUCAGUCAAGUCAAGCAAUGACUCUGCAUCUCUCUAUCUACAUCAUUGGUUAGUGGCAUGUCCUCAGUCAAGUCAAGCAAUGACUCUGCAUCUCUUUAUCUACAUCAUUGGUUAGUGGCAUGUCCUCAGUCAAGCAAUGGCUCUGCAUCUCUCUAUCUACAUCAUUGGUUAGUGGCAUGUCCUCAGUCAAGUCAACCAAUGACUCUGCAUCUCUCUAUCUACAUCAUUGGUUAGUGGCAUGUCCUCAGUCAAGUCAAGCAAUGACUCUGCAUCUCUCUAUCUACAUCAUUGGUUAGUGGCAUGUCCUCAGUCAAGUCAAGCAAUGACUCUGCAUCUCUCUAUCUACAUCAUUGGUUAGUGGCAUGUCCUCAGUCAAGUCAAGCAAUGACUCUGCAUCUCUCUAUCUACAUCACUGGUUAGUGGCAUGUCCUCAGUCAAGUCAAGCAAUGACUCUGCAUCUCUCUAUCUACAUCACUGGUUAGUGGCAUGUCCUCAGUCAAGUCAAGCAAUGACUCUGCAUCUCUCUAUCUACAUCACUGGUUAGUGGCAUGUCCUCAGUCAAGUCAAGCAAUGACUCUGCAUCUCUCUAUCUACAUCACUGGUUAGUGGCAUGUCCUCAAUCAAGCAAUGACUCUGCCUCUCUUUAUCUUUAUUGGAAGAUCUAAUAUUGUCAGUUUCAAACAAAUAGCACACAAAGCUCACCAGUUAAUGUUGAAUAAAUUACAUUUUAUUGGUUCAAAUCAAAAAGGGACUGUAUGUGUGUUAUAGAACUUUUUUAAAAAGUGCAUCAGUCCUAACUGUGGUGGAAAAAAAAAAGUAACAAGAAGAAAACAGUACAAAAAUAAUAAAAAAUAUUUUUAAAAAUAAUUAAAAGUAUAAAAAAACAACUAAAAUGACAGAUGAUAUUAGUGUCCAGACUGUUGAAGCUUAGCUGAACAUUAACACUAGAGGACCGUAACUAGUCUAAAGUAAAUCUCUAGUUAGCACCAUGUUUGAAAUUAUUUACAAUUCAACAAAACUGAAACCAAGAGCAUGUCUUGUAAUGUUGCCUCAUGCCUCAGAUACAGCUACGUCAAUUCUUCUUUUUUGUUUAAAUACUGAUACAUUUUUUCUACAAAAAAAAUCUUUUAAAAGAGCUGAAUUUAUCUUUCCUUCUUUAAAAGAAUGAUAAUGAUUUUAUGUCUUGUAUUUGCUACCAAAAUAAAGGAAUCUAGUUAGCCAUUCAUAGACAUACAAAAAUACCCUAGGUACAAAAUUAUUUGAAUAAACUAGCAAAUGAAUGCACACAAUAUCAACACUCUAUGUCACUAAACAACUACAAGAUCAAAUUUAAGGCACACACUAUUAUUGCUGUAUAGUAAUAGUCAGAUGUUAUCUAGUAGAGUGGUAAGUCUAUUUUGGGUGUGCUUUUCAUUUCUAUCUUGUAUUUAGAAUAUGUCAUAAUUAACAGAAUUAUUAUGUAGUCAAUAAGGCACUAAAUUAUUAAUAAUAAUUGCAAUUUCUUCGAUUUCAAAGAUUCAUGAUGAGUGGAGUGUUUGCAACUGUAUAUUUUGUCACAGUUUUUUUAAGUGAAACAACUAGACUAAUAGAAUACAGCAUCUGUGCUAACAUGGCUAUGGUGCGACAUCAAAAAAUGAAUUACAUUCAUGGAAUAAAAGUGUAACCAAACUAGAAACAAAACAUU
Molecule: messenger RNA, 3335 nt
Organism: Biomphalaria glabrata
Lineage: Eukaryota; Metazoa; Mollusca; Gastropoda; Planorbidae
Exons: 3
Coding region: 614-1333 (239 amino acids)
Source: RefSeq, a predicted model, not a curated record